Messenger RNA from Tupaia belangeri chinensis (Chinese tree shrew), 753 nucleotides. Its product is annotated as olfactory receptor 13D1. Gene Ontology annotation, molecular function: olfactory receptor activity; G protein-coupled receptor activity. The transcript has 2 exons. Gene Ontology annotation, biological process: G protein-coupled receptor signaling pathway. Bases 1 to 753 code for a protein of 250 amino acids. Lineage: Eukaryota; Metazoa; Chordata; Mammalia; Scandentia; Tupaiidae. The record is from RefSeq and is a predicted model, not a curated record. Gene Ontology annotation, cellular component: membrane.
AUGGAGAUAGGAAAUUACUCUGCCGUGACUGAAUUCUUUCUGGUGGGGCUUUCCCAAUACCCAGAGCUCCAGCUUUUUCUGUCCGUGUUUUGCCUCAUUAUGUACCUGGUAAUUCUCUUAGGAAAUAGCCUUCUCAUUAUCAUCAGCAUCCUGGAUUCUCGCCUCCACACUCCUAUGUAUUUCUUCCUUGGAAACCUCUCAUUCUUGGACAUCUGUUACACAUCAUCAUCUAUCCCUCAAAUGCUUAUUAUCUUUAUGUCAAAAAGAAAAUCCAUUUCCUUCCUUGGCUGUGCUCUGCAGAUGGUGAUCUCUCUUGGCUUGGGCUCCACUGAGUGUGUCCUCCUGGCUGUGAUGGCCUAUGACCGGUAUGUGGCUAUCUGUAAUCCACUGAGAUACCCCAUCAUCAUGAAUAGGGUGCUAUAUGUGCACAUGGCUAUGUGGUCCUGGGUCAUAGGCUGUCUGACUUCCAUGUUGCAAACAGUCCUGACAAUGAUACAGCCUUUUUGUGGGCAUAACAUCAUUGAUCACCUUACCUCCCACUUGACAGUAGUCAUCUUAUUCUAUGGUUCAGCCCUUUUUAUGUACAUGAAGCCCAAGUCAAAGGAAACAAAUACAUCUGACGAGAUCAUAGGACUAUCUUAUGGAGUUAUAACCCCAAUGUUAAACCCCAUCAUCUAUAGCCUUAGAAAUAAAGAAGUAAAAGAAGCUGUGAAGAAAGUCCUGAGCAAACAACAGCAUUUAUUGAAAACAUGA